Messenger RNA from Pungitius pungitius (ninespine stickleback), 3480 nucleotides. It is a transcript of the gene smyd2a, whose product is annotated as SET and MYND domain containing 2a. Gene Ontology annotation, cellular component: nucleus. The transcript has 12 exons. Gene Ontology annotation, molecular function: protein binding. Lineage: Eukaryota; Metazoa; Chordata; Actinopteri; Perciformes; Gasterosteidae. Bases 150 to 1457 code for a protein of 435 amino acids. The record is from RefSeq and is a predicted model, not a curated record.
ACUGAGGGGACCGGAGAAGAAGACACGGGAAGCGAGCUUGAGAGGGGAGGGGGGGGGUGAAGAGACUCAGGACAGAAGCUUCAGCGGCACCCGGCAGAAGACUCAGGUGCUGCAGAAAAAAAAAAUAAUCGUGAACGGGACAGCAAACCAUGACGAACGAAGGAGUCGAGGGCACGGAGCGGUUCCUGAGCCCGGGCAGCGGCAGAGGCCUGCGGGCGGUGAGGCACUUCUCGGCGGGGGAGCUGGUGUUCGCCUGCCCUGCCUACUCGUACGUGUUAACCGUGAACGAGAGGGCAGCGCACUGCGAGUACUGCUUCACCAGGAGAGAAGACCUUUUCAAGUGUGGCAAAUGUAAGCAGGCGUACUACUGCGAUGUCGACUGUCAGAGAGGUGAUUGGCCCAUGCAUAAGCUGGAGUGUGUAGCUAUGUGUGCUUAUGGGGAAAACUGGUGUCCCUCUGAGACGGUCAGACUGGUGGCUCGAAUCCUCAUGAAACAGAAAGUCACAACAGAGCGGACUCCUUCAGAAAGGCUGCUGCUGCUCACAGAGUUUGAGUCCCAUUUAGAUAAGAUGGACAGUGAGAAGGACGAGAUGAACCAGGCCGACAUAGCAGCGCUGCACCACUUCUACUCCAAGCACAUUAGUGACCUUCCUGACCAACAGGCUCUCAUUGAGCUUUUUGCACAGGUUAACUGUAAUGGCUUCACCAUAGAAGACGAAGAGCUCUCCCAUCUGGGAUCAGCUGUUUUUCCAGAUGUAGCACUGAUGAAUCACAGCUGCAGUCCUAAUGUGAUAGUGACCUAUAAAGGCACAGUGGCUGAGGUCAGAGCUGUCCUAGAGAUAAACCCUGGAGAUGAGAUCUUUAACAGUUAUAUAGACCUACUGUAUCCAACGGAGGACAGGAAAGAGAGGUUGUUAGAUUCCUACUUCUUCACAUGCCAGUGCACUGAGUGCACCUCCAAGUCUAAGGACAAAGCUAAAAUGGAGAUCAGGAAGCUGAGCUCUCCACCAAAACAAGAGGAAGUCCGAACUAUGGUCCUUUAUGCCAAGAAUGUCAUCGAGGAGUUCAGGAGAGCCAAACACUACAAGACCCCCAGUGAGCUGCUGGAGAUAUGUGAGCUCAGCCUGGAGAAGAUGGGAGCAAUUUUUGCAGACACCAAUGUAUACAUGCUGCACAUGAUGUAUCAGGCCAUGGGCGUCUGUCUCUACAUGCAAGACUGGGAUGGAGCUAUGAGCUACGGAGAGAAGAUCAUUCAGCCGUACAGUGUUCACUACCCAGCCUACUCUCUGAAUGUGGCGUCUAUGUAUCUGAAACUGGGGCGUUUGUAUCUGGGACUAGAGAAGAAGAAACAAGGAGUCAAAGCGCUGAAAAAAGCAGUUGCCAUCAUGGAGGUGGCUCACGGGAAGGAUCACAAUUAUGUAGCAGAAGUCAAACGAGAAAUUGAGGAGCAGAAGUAAACGAAGGAAGAGAGAAUUUAUGAGGAGCACUGGAUUGAGAAGACUCAAAUGUCACACUGCAUGCCUUGCAUCUUAUUGCCCUCUGGUUUUUCAUUGCCCACCCUUUUGUUUUUUACUCAGUUUCUUUUUCUAUGUCUACUUUGUGUUUUGUACCGGUUCCAAACCUUGUUUUAGGAGCAGACAAGUUUUUUUUUCUUUUGCAAAACAAAGGACCGUAACAAAUCUACAAAACUCAUUGACCGCUCAAAAAGGAGCACAUUAGUGGAAAAAUAAAAACUUAACAUCUAUCUUUUGAAGAAAACAAAGCUUCAAUUUUACAGCUACGUAAAAUCAGUUUUCUGAUGUAGAAUGAAUUUCCUGAAUGAAUGAAUCCUAAUCACUGUAGACCCCUCAACAGACCAUGUGUUCAUCAUGUAUGUCUUUGUUAGCAGCUUUAGCUGCUCGGUUGGGCCACAGAUUAGUUGUUCAAUAAUUUUUACUUCUGUAUAAACUGGGGAGUUGUUGAUUUGAAGGGCAUUGCUACCUUUUUCCGGGCCAAUGCAUUUUCAUUCAAAUCAGACUUUCUGGUUUAAUUAAUUGUUUUUAACCGUUCAUCAAAAAGCGUGAAUGACCAUGCAUCAGGUACUGUGUAGCAAAAGAGAAAUGAAUGCAAAGAACUUCUCCGGAGUGAGUAACCAUUUGUUUUAUUGGCUUGUCUUUAAAGAACCAGACAAAAUGAAGCCUGUUUAUGUUGAGGUUUGUUGACCAAAGGGGCCAUGGCUUUGACCGACCUCUCUAUUCAGUGUAUCCUAAAACAGGCGUGCUGAGGCCAGAGUGAAGGCAUUGGUACUGUGAGCUGACCCAUGAUCGUGGAUAAGAGCUUCUAUGCUCUCAGGAAAAAGGCUCAACACUGUAGCUUUUGUUGCCUUUUUUCUUGAGAUACAUUAUUCUACCUUUUUGUAGUGUUGCAAAUCCAGGUAGUUCUUACCUUGGGAAUGAAAUAGCUUAAGCAGAGCAGUGGACAGAAUAUUAACAUUCAGUGAUUCACUGAGCCACCAUCCUUGAUCAGUUUAUCUUCCUGUUUAAACCAUACUAUGGAGGAAAUGUACCAACAUGGCCACUUUUUUAGUAAGUAUUAACUUCAUCAAAUUCCUGAGGAGGAGCCUUCCCUGUGUUGACUUGACUGAAUCACAUAAACCGUAGACUUAUCUUGCAGUCUGAGUAAAAUACUUUAAAAAGUCAUCAGGAUCAUACCUGGGCCUCAUUUAAGGUUUUUUUCUUCCAAAUUGAACAAUAUUUGAGAUAAAAGGAUGUCAGCAAACCUUUAAAAAAUUGUUAAUUAUUACUACUUUGUAUUAGUGGAUAAUUGACCUGAAGACUUUAUACCACAGAGAAUAUACAGCCACACAUCUAAUCUUGUUUAACUAUGUGGCUUUACCCCUCUUGUUUACUGUGGAUGCCGUUUCAUUCACCACAUUGAUGUGGGUUACUGAUGGUUAAUAGUAGCCAACUGUAUUGACUUAAAUGCGGUCAUAUUUGUAGCAACUCAUGCAUGGGUGGCUUUCUUGUCACUUACAGAAAUAUGUCUAGAAUUACCGUCCCAUCCAAUCUCUUCCUCGUGUUGGUUUUUGUAUAUGUCUUUACAAAGAAAAGAGGCUUUGUCACAUGGUUUUCUCAAGCCAUAAAACAUAAUUUUUGAGUGCUAUAUUUAAUUCAUGGCUGGUUUCUUAACAUGCAAAUUAUUUUGUUUCCUGUGACUUUAUGAAAGAACCUGUGGCAUAAGGGUUAAAACAAACAUGCUAAACAUAUAAAACCAGGUGAAUGGCCAUGCAGAUGUUUUUGCACUUUUUUCUGUAAUGAGCUGUUACUUAAUCAGGCAUGGAUUUUAUUCUAUUGGAAUGCACAAACUAUAAUCUGGGCCUGUGAUUAUUUCUGUACCAGAUCAGUGGAACUAAAUAAAUGGUAGCAUUGCACUUCCUUUCAUAAAUACACUUCUAAUAUUAUAUUCUGUUCCUGUGUUAUAAAUGUUUGUGUUCCACCACUA